GUUUAAGAAUAGAUGGUCGAAGGGCAACAGAGAUAAGGAGAAUCUCCUGCAAACCUUCAGUCUUGUCACAAGCAGACGGAUCAGCAUACAUUGAACAAGGGAAUACUAAAUGUCUCGCUGCCGUUUAUGGACCACGUGAACCUAGACAGAAAUCAGCAAUAUUGCAUAAUAGAGCUAACAUAUCCGUUGGAGUCAGCUUUGCUCCUUUUGCUACCAGUGAGAGAAAAAAGUGGGGUAAAUCUGAUAAGCGUCUCUUGGAGAUAGCUUCAUUUGUAAAACAAACAUUUGAACCGGUAAUUCAAACGUCUUCCUUUCCAAGGUCUCAGAUUGAUAUUUUUCUACAAAUACUUCAAUUCGACGGAGGUACUGUUCAAAUAUGCAUCAACGCGACAACGAUGGCACUUGUAGAUGCAGGUAUUCCCAUGAAUGACUAUGUCUGUGCUUGUACUGCUGGGGUAAUUCAACAAGUGCCCAUACUUGCAUAUGACGAUAAGCUCAUGUCGCAGGAUAAUCCUGUAGAUUUGAAUUUGAUUGAAGAGUCAUCAAAUAGUCCAGAAGUUACUGUGGCUAUUCUUGCCGAAUCCGGAAAAGUCACUCUGUUGCAGAGCGAAUCUAGACUAAGCCUGAAAAAACUCCAGGCUGUUGCUCAGUUAGCAAAAGCAGGUUGCAGAGAGAUUUGUGAUGUCAUGGAUAAAGCUCUUCGAAAGAAUGUUAAAGACUUAUUCGGAAAGAUGGAAGCAUAA
This is a messenger RNA of Paraglomus brasilianum, 743 nucleotides long. NCBI's taxonomy places the organism in Eukaryota, Fungi, Glomeromycota, Glomeromycetes, Paraglomerales, Paraglomeraceae. The record is from the annotation of a GenBank genome assembly.